UUUCUAACUAUAUAUUUGAAGAUGAAGUGCAUUCAGCGUAUCUUUAAAGACAUCAAAUUGCACCGACUGUUUCUGGAUCUGUCUCUUUUGUCAGCGAAGAUAAGCCUGGCGAUGAUAAUCGCAACUUUCAGAAUGAUUGUACCACGUUCCAUGAAACGUUUACUAGGAGAAACCGUUCUCAUCACUGGAGCUGGUCACGGUAUCGGUCGCGAAUUAGCUGUCCAAUUAUCCUCGAUGGGUUGUAUAAUUGUUUGUUGGGACAAUGAUGUCGACAAUAAUCGAUUAACGAUGAGAGAAGUGUCGAAAAAUGGCGGAGAAGUUUAUGGUUUCGUGGUUGACGUCUCAAAGAGAUUGGAAGUGCGAGAGACGGUAAGACUGAUGAGAAAAAUCGGUGUGCCGGAUGUGACAAUACUCAUUAAUAAUGCGGCAGUGUUAUAUCAUAAGCCAUAUCUGAGUUUUGAUCCGGAUGACGUGGAGAAAACGUUCAACGUUAAUGUGUUUUCAAACUUCUGGACAAUAGAGGCAUUUUUACCUCUGAUGCUCCAAAAAGGUAGCGGUCACAUAGUAGCAAUAAGUAGCAUGUGCGGAAUCUACGGGGUGUCACAAAAAGUUGCAUAUUGCUCCUCGAAAUUUGCCGUGAGAGGCCUUAUGGAGGCCCUGCACGAGGAAGUGCGAUUAGACGAAAGAAAAUCCAACAUUCAUUUCACGACGAUAUAUCCGUUUUACGUAGACACCGGAUUAGCGAAGGAUCCCAAAUAUAGAUUUCCUUACAUUUUCGGUGUUGUGACGCCAGAAUACGCUGCCCGAGAGAUAAUUAAAGCGAUUCAAAGAAAUUAUACAGAAUAUUCAAUACCGCGGUGUCUUCUUUCUUUGAAUGCGAUCAACAGAAUGGUUCCGGAGAACGUAAUGCGAUUGAUACUAGAUUUCUUGGCGGAUAUCAAUCGAAAACGGAGAGAAAAGGAUGUAAUGAAUUUGUAAUUAGAUGUAGAAUAAGCUUAGCAUAACAGAAUCAUACGCACAGUAAAGAGAUACUUACAUUUAUUUAUUAGAUAUAAAUUUUACAUUUUAA
Molecule: messenger RNA, 1069 nt
Organism: Nylanderia fulva
Lineage: Eukaryota; Metazoa; Arthropoda; Insecta; Hymenoptera; Formicidae
Gene: firl
Product: firelighter
Cellular component (GO): lipid droplet
Molecular function (GO): oxidoreductase activity, acting on the CH-OH group of donors, NAD or NADP as acceptor
Source: RefSeq, a predicted model, not a curated record